Molecule: messenger RNA, 4396 nt
Organism: Liolophura sinensis
Lineage: Eukaryota; Metazoa; Mollusca; Polyplacophora; Chitonida; Chitonidae
Exons: 4
Coding region: 210-1634 (474 amino acids)
Source: RefSeq, a predicted model, not a curated record
GAUUGAUUCGACUGGAAUGUCACAACUUGCCUGUUUCUCCUUCCUGCAUGAGGCUCAGUGCAAAACUCGAGUUGUGGCGCGCACGGUUGUGGCGCGACAAGCGGCUGUUGCGAGCGUUCGAUAGACUUUGACGUGGUGGCCCCCAAGAUCAGUGGUCGGUCGUCCGCUUUAAGGCGACAGCCGGGCCACCAGCAAUAGGCCCUCGGACUAUGAGCCAAUCGGAAACAGAUGACAAUGAUGUGGCCGAAACUGAUCAGACUACAGGGGAAAGUCUGUAUCCAUCCGACCCGCCAAAGCGACGGCACAAGAAAAAAAAGAAGGUUAAGAAGUGCAAGACGAUGCGACGAAUAUGUUUUCGCGUUCCCAAAUUGAUCUUCUUGACGCUCAUUGGACUACUUGUUGUGUUCUCAAUGAAACGCCUCAGCGAGCAGGGGAAUGACUCUGACUCUAACAGCACAGUGAGUCCCGAUGACGUCACAGAACCCGUGAACUUCCUAGAUUCUCGCGAGAACGACGGACCUGCCAUGGCGGACGGCGCUGCGGAGGAUGAGGCCGAAGAAGAGGGGGCACCGGAUUUUUCUGAUUUCGAAAAGGAGAAAAACAAGAGUGCUGAACGAACUGACGAAAAGGAUUUAGAACUGAAACCGGCGGAAAACGAGGAUGAGGACGAUCAGGAUGCAGAUGUAGGGGGAGAGGAAGGGUUGAUUGGCAAACAUGUACAGUAUCGCAUAAAAAGAGCGGGGGACCGCACGGUAAAGAAAGGGAGAGAAUUCAAAUUUAAAGACAGGAAAAAAGGCGUGGCUGAGAUUGUUGCCAAGGAAGUGGAACCCGAAGACGAGGCUACUGCGGGUCAUGCUGUCAUUGUCACUGGAGUCUAUGACGCAAUAUUUCAAGACGUUUUGCAACUUAUUGCGUCAGUGCAAAAAUACCUUCCGUACACUCAAGUAGUGAUAUUCGAAAUCAAUCUCAGUGAUCCUCUUAAAGAGCAGUUAGUGAAGGCUUGUAACGUAGACAUCAGGCCCUUUUGGAUAGAAAUUUUCCCGGAGCACCUCCGGGAUUUUGACAAUCGCGCUUGGCGUCCAUUCGUCAUACAGAUGGCGUUGGCGGAGUUUCACUUUGUCGCCUGGAUGGACCCGCAAACUCGCCUGACCAACUCCCGCAUCGAGCCAGCUCUCCGAAUGGCCACCGCUUCCGGUGUCGCCGUCGUGUCUUCCGCAUCUCGUCGCUCGCCUGUGACUCAGACCCAUCCAGAUAUGUUUCAGUUUCUGCCAACAGACGAAGGGAAACUCGACACGUUGCCACAUAUGCACAUAACUAUGCUUGUACUGCAUAAUUCAGACGACUUACAAGACAACUUUAUGAAGUGGUUUCUGUUGUGCGCUUCGGAAAAAGAGUGUCUAAGUCCCGAAGGAGCGUCACGUGACUGUGAGUCUUAUCAACUUGCGAGAAAUCGAGGCGACACGAUAUGUCACAAAUACGACGAGUCAGCUGUGAAUAUACUGUUAGCUAACUGGUUUGAGUAUGACAUGCGCAGUUUCUACGUGAAGGACUCCAUAACACAACCUACGUCAAAAGCAGACAAACCCACAAACAUAAAAAUAUGCAAUUACAAAGGACAAAAGAGAGAUUUGUGAUUGGCAGUCAUGUCAUUUUGUGAAUUGCACCGUAGUUUCGUAUUUACAAUGAGGAAACUUCAGUCGGUCGCAUAGAUGUGGAAGACUAUACCGUGCCUAAGUGUGGUACGUACUGCAUGGUACAGUAUCAUCGACUAUAAAUGUGACUUUCAAAUUAUCUUUGUGAUACAAAUGAAUCAUACAGUUGCUAAUGCUUUCAACCCUGGAUAAGAUAUUACAUGAACCAUUUGCUCCCUUUAGUCCAUACGUUAUGGUCUUUAUACCUUACAUAUUGUAAGAAAAAAUUUUUAGAAAAUGUGGGCAUCCUUGUAAAGUGAUCAAGAUAGUUUUAACCAGCGAUAUACUGUAGACCUAUAUGCUUGCAAAAUGGCCUGUGUAUUCUAGCCCGUACCCAAGAUAACAGUGAUUCACUCCUUAAUUAAUAGGCAGUUCAAGUAGGUUCUACAUAAGCAACUUUGAUCGAAGUGUGAAACAUGACUUGUUGUGGACGAUAGGAAAUAAUAUUGUGGAAACAAACAGUUUAAAUGUUUGAAACAACAUUCGGUUCGCAUAGGUAUGCAUAUACAUGACGGUUACGGUGAUGGCUGUUGCAAGCUCUUUAAUAAUGCCCGUCACUCAGACAAUUAUAGCAGUUCUGUAACAAGAUUUAAAUAUUGUGCGUCCUAGCCAUGGGCUAUGCCGGGCAUCGCAAAUGCCAGACAUACUUAUGUUUCAAAAAGCCAAAAUAUCAUAGCGGUUAGUGGACAGAGCCUUCCGAGGCACAAUGUCCCCUCUCUGUCUGGUUUCCACGAUCUUUUGGGACACAGGGUUUCGUUGAUUGUUGCUGUGCAAAAUUUGGUUACAGACCAGCCGAACAAUUGAAUCCGCCAGUCUGAGCACCUCUGGGUUCCUAGCGCGGGGGCUGAACAGUCAUGCUAGCAAACGAUGACGACAUAGAGACGUCCGUGGAUACUAUAGUACUGUUUGUGCCCACUGACUCGUGGGAGUUGGUACUAUAAGCUCACUUGAUCCAUUAACUAAUCGAAUUUGCUUCGUAUCAUCUCUCUCCUGGGACUGAUUGAAGCGCCGCCUAGCGGCAAAUGUCUAAGGUUCACCAGGUUGGGUGGCACUUUGAUAAUUUUGCUUUGCUGUCCAUCAUGUUUCUCUUGCACUGCAACCACCACUCGUAUUUUCACCUUGUUUCAGUCUACUAGUCACAUUUAAGGAAAUAAGGCAAGUACAAAAAAAAUGAGUAACAGCUUUUUGCCAACCUGAACGGCAAGAAAUGACAAGUAUUUAAUUAACACGCUUUUGUUCAUUUUUUUUCUACACACUUAACAUUCUCUCAGUUGUUUCAUUCAUAAACGAGUGAGUCACUUCAACAGUUUUGGGGCGUCACGCAAGAGAAAAACGCGUUUUAUCGGCUUGUGGCCGAAUUUCACAUUUUUAAAGUUAUUCCCAGAUAAUUUUGGAUAUGCUUUAAAUGUUCAAGUGCGAAGUAUAUUUACUAUUCUUAACAUGGAUAGAUAAAAUUAUAUUUUCAAAUAAUAAUCUACUUAGACGUGAGUAGGCUUGCAAUUAAUAUCUCUCCAGAUAUUUUUCUACACAAUUGUUAUUUAAACUGCCAUUUAAACAUUUAUAUGAACAGUUAAAAUAAACCUCUAUCUGGGGUAAACUGAUUUGGAUUCCACUGGUUGCGGGUGACCAUUUUCCGCCUAUCAUACUCUCAUUGCUUCUCUGGUUUUACUCUCAAGGCUGUAUUCUUAUGUAGUGUCAGCUGAUGAAGUCACUUAUGGAACAGACAUAAGUCAUCCAGUCAGAUUCAGUCUCCUUUUGGGAACUGAUCUUGAGAUUAUUGACCCGGAACCUCUCGUUCUGUCUGUUCCGACGUAUAGAUUCAGUUAACACCACUGACUAUAUCCAAACACAAUCAGAUAAAGAUUCCAGUGCUCUUAACACAUCCAGUGACUAAGGCUAUCAAAUUGCCUAAUAUUGCGUUUUACUGGAUCAUAUGGCCAUAUUAAGUUGGCCGAUUUGAAGCAGACAGCAGUUUCCAUAUUAUUGUGUUAUCAACACAAGCAGGUAGCGAACAGAAGGUAACAACACAUAGAUACCAUAAAGAUGGAUUUGAAUACUGCAGACGUGGAAACAGAACGUAUAACUAGAUUUGUGGUAGUGGCAUGACACCAAAAGAAUGUAUUUUCUGAAUGUAAUUUAAUGUAUAACAGUUGAGUCAAACUUUCAUGCUAUUUUUUUCACCUCAAUUCCUGUCUAAAAGCAGUAGUUUUGCUUGAGCUAAAGACCAUGCUAAGUAAAGAGCAAUUUCUCUCCAUGACUGAUAUGGCUCUGGACGCAUGCGCUUUGUAGUCAGAAUAAGUGUUAACAAAGCUAUUUCAGUUCGUGUCAUGGAGAGUACUUAACUCCUGAUACCGUGCACAGAAAGUAGGUAAAAAAAAAUAUCUGCAGCAUUUUUGGUAGGUAACUUCUGUAAUGUUAGAUAAAAGUAGAUAAAAAGUAGAUGAAAAAAGUAGAUAAAAACAUUGCCAACAUGCAGGUCUGCUGGAUUUUUGGUAAGUAACUCUUGUAACGUUACACAGAAAGUAGAUAAAAACAUUGCCAACAUGCAGGUCUGCUGGAUUUUUGGUAGGUAACUCUUGUAACGUUACACAGAAAGUAGAUAAAAACAUUGCCAACAUGCAGGUCUGCUGGAUUUUUGGUAAGUAACUCUUGUAACGUUACACAGAAAGUAGAUAAAAACAUUGCCAACAUGCAGCUCUGCUGGA